Molecule: messenger RNA, 1465 nt
Organism: Malus domestica (apple)
Lineage: Eukaryota; Viridiplantae; Streptophyta; Magnoliopsida; Rosales; Rosaceae
Source: RefSeq, a predicted model, not a curated record
GUGUAUAAUGACAUGUGGCAUACCACACUAUUUGGGGCACACUGAAAAAUCUUUUCAUUGGAUGCCCGUACUUCCUUCUCUAAUGGCAUUAUAUAUAUAGGGUUUUUAACAUCGUAUUCAGAUUCAGCUCCAACUCAUUACACUAUAAAAAUCGGGUCAUUUUCAUGGCUAACCGAAAUUUUUGCGGACAAAUAUGAGUCGGGUGGAUUUGAAGCUGGAGGAUACAAAUGGUGAAUCUCCCAUUAUAUCAUCUGCUAAAGUUUUAGUUUAAUAUCAUCUUGUGCAAACUUAUGUUUCACACUCACUGUCAGACACUAGUUCUAUGACAUUUUCUCUGUAAUGCAAUAAUGUGUUUCGUGUAUCAUGUGCUGUGUAAGCUGGUUAAAAAUAAAAUGUUAGCCAUACGCCCCAUACUGUAUGUUUGCUCCCAGGAAACUAGUGCUCUACCCGAAUGGCAACAAGAAGAAAAAUGUGGAAGGCCACAUCUCUGUUUACUUGGAAAUGGUUGGAGCUGAUUCACUUCAGACGGGAUGCGAAGUAUAUGUUGAUUUCAGGUUCUUUUUGCUUGAUCAGAAUAAAGGCACGUUCCUGGUUCUUCAAGAUGCCAAUAAAAAGGAAAUAUGUUUCCAUGGGAUGAUGCGUUAUUCGGGAUUUGAUAAGCUUAUCGCUCUUAAAUCGUUUACUGAUGCUUCCAAUGGAUAUGUCAUUGAUGAUUCCUGUGUGAUUGGAGCUGAGGUCUUUGUCUGUAAAGAAAAAAGAGCCGGCAAAGGAGAGUCAAUAUCAAUGAUCGAGGUUGGUGUUAUGUGCAAGCAUGUUUGGAAGGUUGAGAACUUUUCAAAGUUAAGUGCUGACUGCUGCGAAUCAGAACCAUUCACUGCCGGAGAACGAAAAUGGAAGAUACUGCUCUAUCCCGAGGGAAAUGGCGAUGGAAAGGGUACUCAUAUUUCUCUUUUCCUGGAAUUGGAUGAUCCGGAAAAAGUUCCUGGUUUCAAAGUCUUUGCAGAGUUUUCCCUGCGCAUUGUAGAUCAAAUGCAUGCCAAACAUGAGUGGUUUAUAGCUAACAACUGGUUCAGUAACUCAACUCGGGAUUGGGGUUGGUCUACGUUCCUUAAACUGGAAACCUUCAAUCAGGCACACAAGGGGUUUCUGUUGAACGAUACUUGCAUAUUGGAGGCAGAGGUCACUAUCCAUGGAAUUGCGGAAGGACUAUAGUCAGCUUGUAUUUGAUUUCGGAUAUUGUGAAAAUGAUGUUAAUUGACUUAUGAAUACGAAUGUAGUUCUGGAUCCGCGAUAUGGUUUGUCCUAAAAGUGGCGUUCUGUAGAACCCUAGAGCUGCAAUCCUUUCCACCAAAUGACUUGUGAUUGAAGUGUAUCUUGAUAGGACCUGUUUUCUUAAAAAAUCCGUCCUGUGAGACAUAUGCCGAGUCUUGACCAGUUAUUUUAAAGUAGCUUAUCUUGUGUUUAG